Paramecium sonneborni is the source of this 1280-nucleotide messenger RNA. The record is from the annotation of a GenBank genome assembly. NCBI's taxonomy places the organism in Eukaryota, Ciliophora, Oligohymenophorea, Peniculida, Parameciidae.
AUGUAAUCUUCAAAUUGCCUACAUGAACAAAGUUUUGCUGAGUUGGCUAAAUCAGAUAACUCUCAUAAAAGCUCAUUAAAUACUCUAAAUUCAUCAAGCUUUUUAUCAUUUGAAGAAUUGGAAAGCUUUACAAUGGAAGAUAUCUAAAUAAGUUAUGAAGUAAUUCAUAAUUAAAGUACUUCAAAUAACAAAUUUAAUUUAUUAAAAAUUAUAAAUGAAUCAGAUGUUUAAAAUUAAAAUAAUUAUUAUUGUAUAAUAGUCAAUUUUAUUGAUGAAUAAUUAAAAUAAAAAAUAAAAAUAGAUGUUUCAAGGUAUUCAUUUGAAAUUAAUUUUUUUGAUUUUACAGAAUUAAAAGAUUAAAAAGACACUUUAUUUUUAAGUGAUUCAUUCACUAAUGUUAACAAAUAGUUGUAAUAAUUUAGAGAUUGUGUUUCGAUAAAUUCUUAAUUUUGCAGAGUUAUUGUAUUUUCUUAAGACUUAGAUGAAAGAAUUAUUAAUUUAAUCCAUUUCUUUCCAUAUAUUUAUUAUUUUACUGAUUAUACAAAAGUAAAUGAAGAAUACUUAGAAGGAAUAAAGUUACAUUAACAGUUUCAAUUAUUUGAUCUCAAUUAUAAAACCAUAAAACAUUUAAUUUAAUCAUCGUAAUCAAUUUAUCAUUUAUUAAGGCUAUCUAAAUUAAAGGAUAUUAAAUAUGCAGGGAUUUAAAUUAAAGGAUAAGUAGAUAAUUUUGAUCAGAUUUUUGAAAUAAUAUUUCAUCCUCUGUUUGACUACUAAAAAAUAAAAAAAAAUAAAAUUUUCUUUAAUUAUAACAUACCUUUUAUCAUUGCUAAUUCAUAUUUUUACUUGCCUAUUCCUUUAAUAAUAAAAGCUUUAGAUAUUACAGAUUAUUAUACUUUUUAAUUUCAAUAAAGAUUGAGUUAUAUAUCUUUUAAUCCUUUUGAGAUGGAAGGAUAUGAAAAGUUUUAUUUGCUAUUAAAUGUAAUGAAUAAUAAAUAAUCAAGGCAUUAUAAGAUUAAAUCAAAAAAGACGAACUUUUUUUUUCUAUAAAUUCAAAUAAAGAAUUCAAUUCUAUUGAUAGUUUGCUUACAUUAAAUUAAUUUAAAUAAAUUUAAGAUUUGAAAUAUUUAUUAAAAUAAGAAGAUGAAUAUUUAAAUUUAUUAGAAAAAAUUCUUAUAUAUUUUUCUUAAAGUUUGAAAACAAGAAUAGAAAAAUAUAUUUUAUUUGUUUAAUUAAAGUAGCAUAUCCUUUAUAGAUACCAAAAUUCUAAUUUGAUUUAUUGA